Diospyros lotus (date-plum) is the source of this 1070-nucleotide messenger RNA. RefSeq lists its product as uncharacterized. The transcript has 4 exons. Lineage: Eukaryota; Viridiplantae; Streptophyta; Magnoliopsida; Ericales; Ebenaceae. The record is from RefSeq and is a predicted model, not a curated record. The coding region runs from base 188 to 931 and encodes 247 amino acids.
GGUAGCUAUUCGGCAACGGAGGACAUGGAGUAGGCUUGCAUAUCGCCCCGUGCCCCAGUCGUGCCGCCGCCUGAGGGGCCCAAAAACUUCGCCGCAGCGAACCCGCCAUCGAAACCAUAUUUCUUUCCUUUCUGCUGCAGAGCAAACGUGAUUGGUAGUUCCAGACUCUCACAACAGUCGCGUGGCAAUGGAAGUAGAGAACCGAUACCCUUUAGGGUUUCCGUACUGGAUUCCAGUUCGUCGGCUUUUCGGUCCCGACUCUCCCUUUUUCGCUUCUGGCAAUGUCGAGCGAGAGCUUCUAGCCAAACAGGUCACACUGGAAAUAACUGAGGAUGAAAAGCAACAGCUUCAAAAUAUGGACGAUGAGGAAAACAGGGAAAUAUUUUGCCCUGUUGUUGGUUGUGGUGCUCGCUUGAGUUCUUUGUAUGGCUUUGAGGAUCAUUACAAUGCACGGCACACUGCCUCUUGCUCAGUUUGUUCUAGAGUGUUCCCCACAUCUCGCCUGCUUGGUAUACAUGUGUCUGAAGUACAUGAUUCGUUCUUUCAAGCAAAAGUUGCCCGUGGUUUUGCAAUGUAUGAAUGCCUGGUUGAAGGCUGUGGUACGAAGCUGAAGAGUUACAAAAGUCGACAGCAGCAUCUUGUAGAUAAGCAUAGGUUCCCUGCUUCAUUUGAAUUCUUUAAGAAGGCCCACCCAUCAAAGAAACAGAGGCAGAAGUACCAACACAAGCAAUGGGUUCACAAGAGGGAGGAGGCUUCAAGUGCAAUGCAAGUAGAAGAAGCAACCAUUGACGGCCUAGUUUCAGCAGUCUCUAACUUGAGCACAUCGGAUAAUUCUCCAUCCUCCGUCAGCUUUGGCCGGCGUCACACUCGCGGCUUGACUUUUGUCCCCCGAGCCGUUCAGCGUGACAGAAAGGCAGAAACGAAGAGAUAGCAUAGCCAGCAUGCUUUAAGAAAUCCUGGGGGCAUCUCUUUGCAAGUCAGGUUACGCCCAAAGCCAUCCAGCAGCAUUCAGAUGCAUCAUUCUACCAUGUCAAUGUGCACUUUCACGGUGCUGAUAUUGGCUUGAGGGG